Molecule: messenger RNA, 1146 nt
Organism: Coprinopsis cinerea okayama7#130
Lineage: Eukaryota; Fungi; Basidiomycota; Agaricomycetes; Agaricales; Psathyrellaceae
Exons: 5
Coding region: 1-1146 (381 amino acids)
Source: RefSeq, a predicted model, not a curated record
AUGACUUCCCAAAUUGCCUCUCCUCUCCCCAUUGAAUUCUCAAACUUGAUAACAUGCAUCCCUGGCGAUGGAACUGUAGUUUUCAGAAUGAUAGCCUAUCCUCUUGGUGUCGAUGGUGCUCCUGUACCUCCGGAAGCAUUGGAAGAAUACGCUAAAAUGUAUUCCUUCGAUUUGCCUCUCUGCGUUCAUGGGGAAACCACGACGGUCGAACUCUCCGACUUACAGGGUCCUCCAAACUGCUCCGUGAUUAUUAGAUGUCCUCGAGACGAAGAAGAUCGAUGUGCUUACAAUGUCAAUCUGAGCACAUUACUCGCCUCCAAAGACUUAGUUUGCGGUUACUAUCAUCCGCGCCAACACGCCGCUCGAUGGUCCAAUGAAUCUGACACAGAAGAUGGUCCCGACCCCCCCUCCUCCGACGAUUCACUGCGAUCUUUCAUCGUGUCCGAUUCUGACAGUGUUCGGGGUCGAGACUCUGAUGAUUACCACAGCGACUCCAUGCCUGAAUUAGUCUCUCUCUCUGAAAGCUCCGACAGUGCCGAAUUCACAUCUGCCUCCGUCUCCGACACCGAGUCUGCGGUGGGAGAGCUAUCCCAGAGCAGCUCAGAUUACGAAGACCAGUCUCAGGAUGGCUCAGAUCGUAGUGAUUUCGCCGCCCAACCUUCUCAUCUGGCAGGGCACUCAGUAGCUUUUGUCCAAUACAGAUGGGCCAGUAAGGCUUUUUUCCACCUCAAUAUCUACGGUCUAGUAGGGAGAAUUGGAAACGACAAGUGUACGUCCCAAUUGGGGCCAGGGGGAGGGGGAUUUCAAACACUGGACUCUAAGCAGUUUGUGAGCCUGGGUACACGCCUAGUGGUCGAAUCAUACGGCCCAAUUGGUGGACACAUUGAAGCCGAAACAGCCAAUUCCCAAAACAACUUAGUGGUCGAAUCAUAUGGCCCGAUUGGUGGUGGCACUGAAGUUGGAACAACCAAUUCCCAGGCUCACGUCGUACACUCUAAUCUUGGAGAGCCAAGUGCCAAUCCCCCCGACCUGAACAAGCGUUCGAGCCGGACACGGCAAUUGGUGGUUGCCGCCGAUCAUGGUUAUCCAAUUCCCGGUCUCAAGUCGGGCGCUCGAAUCUUACAGCCCAUUGAGGCGAGCGCGUAA